CGUGAGGCUGCACUUGUAGCUAGGCGAAUUCAACAUUCAACAAAGCAACAUCAUCCUGAAUAAUUAUUCAUCAGAAAUAUGGAUUGCUGAUGCCAAAGCCUGCUCAAGUUGAUACGGGUCCUAUUUUAAAGAUCUCAUUCCUGGAAUUAGAAACAUUUGUCUAAAGUUUUGAAUCAAAUGCAUGAAGCUACGGAGGAAAUAAAUAACGACAUUAAGACAUGAAGUUGAAAGUGGAGCUGAAUCUAGGCAAGGAAGCAAAACAUGAAGAACUUGUCAGCUGCAUUUGUUGGUACACUCCAGAUGAAGUUUAUUCCUGUGGGGAUGACCAUCAAGUUAUUAAAUGGAACCUUCUAAAUGGUGAAACCACACAGGCUGUGCAGUUACCAAAAGACUUGUUUCCAACUGAUAUUCAUUGGUUCCCAAGAAGUAUUGGUGGAAAAAAACAAGGCCAGAUCGACAUUUUUGUACUUGCUGCUACGGAUGGAAAAUUUCAUUUGAUUUCACGAUCUGGGCGAAUUGAGAAAUCAGUUGAAGCUCACAGAGGGGCUGUGCUUGCAGCAAAAUGGAGUUAUGAUGGGAAUGCUCUGGUAACUGCUGGGGAAGAUGGACAAAUAAAGAUUUGGUCUAGAAGUGGGAUGCUACGCUCAACUUUGGCUCAGCUUGGAAAUCCAGUUUACUCAGUUGCUUGGAGCCCCAAUUCAAACCAGAUCAUCCACACAAAUGGAAAACAAAUAACAAUAAAACCCCUUCAGCCACAAGCUAAACCACAACAGUGGAAAGCUCAUGAUGGCAUUGUGUUGAAGAUUGACUGGAACUCGCUGAACAACACAAUCAUUUCUGGAGGAGAAGAUUGUCGAUACAAGGUCUGGGAUGUUUAUGGUCGCCCGUUGUACAGUAGUCAACUUCACGAGUAUCCGAUCACAUCUUUGGCUUGGGCUCCAGAUGGUGAAUUUUUCGCCGUCGGAUCCUACAAUACGUUGCGGCUCUGUGACAAAAAGGGGUGGUCAUAUGCUUUAGAGAAACCAAACACUGGCUCGAUAUUCAACAUUGCUUGGUCAAGUGAUGCGACGCAAGUGGCUGGCGCCUGUGCCAAUGGCCACAUCAUCUUUGGCAAUGUCGUCCAAAAGAGGUUAGAAUGGAAAAACUUUGAAGCAGUUGUGACUGAACAAAAGCAUAUCAAAGUCAGAGAUGUUAUCUUAGACUCGAAAGAAAACCUUGAUUUCCGGGACCGCAUCAUAAAGCUGACUCUUGGAUAUAAUCACUUGGUAGUCACAACCUCGUCACAGUGUUACAUAUACAGCGUGAAAAACUGGAACACCCCUAUGAUAUUUGAUUUGAAAAGCGGUGCAGUCUCUUUGCUGCAUUUGGCAGAAAAGCACUUUGCUCUUGUUGAUGAAAUGAGUGUCCAGAUUUAUUCGUAUGAGGGGCGAUUGUUAAGCACCCCAAAGUACCAAGGGAUGCGACCGGACAUGAUGAGUGCUCAGACCAUUGCCUUGUGUAACGAUACUUUGGCCAUCAAGGACAAAACUGACGAAAAACUUAUUUAUUUGUUCGAUGCUGUAUCAGGAAAACCAUUAGGGGACGGGAAACCAAUCCAACACAGUGCUGAGGUUUUAGAAAUAGGGCUGAAUAAUGAUGGACCAGGUACAGAGAGAAAGUUGGCUAUUAUUGACAAGAACAGAGAUUUGUACAUUCGAACAGUGCGACAAGUUGGGGCUCCAAAAACCACCAAACUUUCCACAAUGGUAUCCACAAUGGCCUGGAAUGACAGCGUCAAUAUGCUAGCUGCGGUUGCCGAUAAUAAAGUCACUGUUUGGUACUACCCUAAUGUUGCCUUUGUCGACCCUGAUAUUGCCACAAGGACCGUUUUCCAGUUAGAUCAAAGCGAAUUCGGAAAAAACCUCCAGAUAACAAACUUUGUUGGUAACGUUUGCACGAUGAGAAGAGGCGAUGGGGCGCUUUGCAGCUCGAGUAUUUCUCCGUACCCGGCAUUUCUCCAUGGCCAUGCCAGCGAAUCGAAAUGGGACGACGCCGUUCGACUCUGCCGUUUCGUUAAGGAUGACAGUCUUUGGGCUUGCCUGGCUGCUAUGUCCGCUUAUGCGAAGGAGCUGUCCACUGCUGAAAUUGCGUAUGCAGCCAUUGAAGAAGCCGACAAGGUGCAGUACAUAAAUCACGUGAAAGAGAUUCCAUCGAAAGAAGGCCGUCUCGCAGCAAUGGCAUUGUUUUGUCGUCAGAUCCCGGAUGCAGAAGCUAUGCUGCUACAAAGCGGUCUGAUAUACCGUGCAAUCCAAAUGAACAUUGACUUGUUCAACUGGGAAAGAGCUUUGGAUUUGGCAGUCAAGCACAAAACACACGUGGACACCGUUUUGGCAUACAGGGAAAAGUACCUUAAAAGAUACGAAAAGAAAGAAACAAAUAAGAAGUUUGUCCAGUAUUCGCAGGGUGUCGAAGUUGACUGGGAAAAAAUCAAUGCGAAAAUCGAAAUGGAGCUGCAAAAAGAGUCUCAAAGAGCUGGCACUAAAACCUUUUAGUGCGGCAAUCUUAAAAGUUCAGUUUUCGUAAUUCAACGAACAAGUUCAUAAGCUGUAUUGUGCGUAGUGUAUGACUUUAGUCUGGUUCUGAAACAGGCUAGGUUAGGUUACAUCACGACACAUGUUUCCAGUAAAUUGUCUUCUGUCUACCUGUCUCGCUUUAAUAAAAAAUGCGUCUUUGUCUUACUUCUGGAAUUCAAGUAGGAUUUUGAUGGCUAAGUGCCACGUUACAUCAAGCCUUGUAAAUAAUUACUGACCGCUCAUAUGGUUUGGUAUUAAGAGAUUUAUUGUUAUAUAAGCUAAAUUUAAAUUAUGAACAGCACGGACGGA
Molecule: messenger RNA, 2861 nt
Organism: Rhopilema esculentum
Lineage: Eukaryota; Metazoa; Cnidaria; Scyphozoa; Rhizostomeae; Rhizostomatidae
Product: intraflagellar transport protein 80 homolog
Biological process (GO): cilium assembly
Cellular component (GO): cilium; intraciliary transport particle B
Molecular function (GO): protein binding
Source: RefSeq, a predicted model, not a curated record